AUGGCUUUAGAAGCCACAAUGCUGCAAGAAAAUAUGGCUGUCGAAGCCAACAACUGUGAAGAUGGCAAAUUAUUGCCAAUAACUCAAAAAUUGGACUGCAUCUAUGAUGAAGAACCAUUAGGAUUUGAAAAGGAUCCUUCCAGUUCCAAUCAAAAGAUGCAGGCCCAAGACCCUUUGGAGGAAAUAGAUAUUGGAGAUGGCUCUAUCAAAAGGCCAACGUACAUAAGUGCCAAUAUCCCAAAGGACUUGCGUGAUAAACUGGUCGAACUCCUUAAAGAGUUCAAAGAUUGUUUUGCUUGGGAUUACAAUGAAAUGCCAGGUUUAGACAGAAAUUUGGUCGAACAUAGAUUACCCAUUCGACCAGACAAGAAACCAGUUAAACAAUCACCCAGAAGAUUCGCACCAGAAAUCCUAUCUAAGAUCAAGGAGGAAAUUGAAAGGCUGCUGAGAAGCAAGUUCAUCCGGACUGCCAGGUAUGUCGAAUGGUUAGCAAAUAUAGUUCCUGUCAUUAAGAAAAAUGGUUCUCUUAGAAUAUGUAUAGAUUUUAGGGACUUAAAUAAUGCUACCCCUAAAGAUGAAUAUUCGAUGCCUGUAGCAGAAAUGUUAAUAGAUUCAGCAGCAGGCUUCGAAUAUCUUAGCAUGUUAGAUGGGUAUUCUGGAUAUAACCAAAUUUUUAUCGCUGAGGAAGAUGUGGCAAAAACAGCUUUUCGAUGCCCAGGGGCUUUGGGUACCUAUGAAUGGGUCGUAAUGCCUCGAAUUGGAAGAUGGGCUUUAGCUCUUUCUGAAUAUUCACUUUCAUACAAGCCUUUGAAAGCAAUUAAAGGCCAAAUAGUGGCUGACUUCAUUGUUGAUCAUUCAGCAAUCGAACCACCUCAAAAUUACAUUGCUCUAGAACCAUGGACUUUGUAUUUCGAUGGAUCUAGACAUCAACAUGGUACUGGAAUAGGUAUUUUGAUAGUCUCCCCACAAAAAAUUCCUACUAAGUUCAAAUACAGGAUUAAUGGUAUUUGUUCGAACAAUGAAGCUGAAUAUGAGGCUUUGAUAGCAGGAUUAGAAAUAUUGUUGAACCUGGGGGCAAAAGACAUUAAAAUAAAAGGUGAUUCAGAGUUAGUGUUAAAGCAAUUGACAAAAGAGUACAAAUGUAUCAAAGAGCAUUUGAUUCGUUAUUUUGUCAUAGCAAAUGCGUUACUAAAACGUUUCGAUUCGAUUGACAUAGAACAUGUUCCUCGAAUAGAAAAUCAAGAAGCUAAUGACUUAGCCCAGAUUGCUUCAGGAUACAAAGUGUCCAAAGCAAGGCUAGAACAAUUAAUAGAAAUCAAAGAAAAGUUGAUUUCUAAUGAGCCAAUGCAAUUGGAAUUGUCAAUGCCAAAACUUGAGGGGGCAGAGAUGUCACCAAAUGACAUAAAUAAUUCUGAUAAAGAAAUGAAUUAUGAUGAACUCCAAAUUUUGGUCAUUGACAAUUUAAUAGAUGGUGAUUGGAGAAAACCAAUUGUAGAAUAUUUGGAAAAUCCAAUCGGGAGUGCUCUUCGAAAGAUCAAAUAUAGGGCAUCAAAUUAUGUGAUCAUUGGUAAUGAAUUGUUUAAAAAGACCCUCGAAGGAGUACUGUUGAAAUGUCUUAGUGAGAAUGAAGCCUACAUAGCAAUAUCUGAUGUUCAUAGUGGGGCUUGUGGUUCUCACCAAUCAGGCCAUAAGAUGAAAUGGCUUUUAGUUCGACAAGGCAUGUACUGGCCAUCUAUGUUAAAAGAUUGCAUAGAUUUUGCUAAAGGUUGUCAAGACUGUCAAAAACAUGCAGGAAUCCAACAUGUACCCGCAAGUGAAUUACAUUCGAUAAUAAAACCUUGGCCAUUUAGAGGUUGGGCAUUGGAUUUAAUUGGUGAAAUAAAACCAGCAUCAUCAAAAAAUCAAAAGUACAUAAUAGUUGGUGUUGAUUAUUUUACCAAAUGGAUCGAAGCUAUACCCUUGCCCAACGUUGAUCAAGAAGAAGUUAUAAGUUUUAUCCAAAACCACAUUAUUUAUAGGUUUGGAAUUCCUGAAACCAUCACAACUGAUCAAGGUUCAGUGUUUACUGGUCGAAAGAUGCAAGAAUUUGCCAGGCAAACAGGGUUUAAACUUUUGACUUCGACACCUUAUUAUGCACAAGCAAAUGGUCAAGUAGAAGCUGCCAAUAAAAUUAUUAUUGGAUUAAUCAGAAAACAUAUUGCUCAAAAGCCAAGAAAUUGGAACAAGACUUUAAAUCAGGUCUUAUGGGCAUGUAGAAAUUCCCCUAAAGAAUCAACAAAUUCUACUCCAUUUCGAUUAACAUAUGGUCAUGAUGCCGUGUUACCAGUGGAAAUUUAUUUGCAAUCUAUCAGAAUUCAAAGGCAAAUGGAGAUACCAACUUAUCACUAUUGGAGUAUGAUGUUUGAUGAAUUGGUUGAUUUAGACGAAGAAAGGCUAAGAGCACUUGAUACUUUAAGUAGACAAAAAGAAAGAGUAGCAAAGGCCUAUAAUAAGAAGGUUAAAUUAAAAACCUUUGACGUGGGGAAUUUAGUUUGGAAAGUUAUUUUGCCUAUGGACAAAAAAGAUAGAGUUUUAGGCAAAUGGUCUCCAAAUUGGGAAGGACCUUUUAAAAUAAUACAAGUAUUUUCGAAUGGUGCGUAUGAAAUAGAAGAAUUAACUCCAGAAAAGCGAACAUUGAAUAUAAAUGGUAAGUAUUUGAAAAAAUAUAAACCAACGCUUUUAGAAGUUAAUAUUAGCACAGAAUAA
Molecule: messenger RNA, 2745 nt
Organism: Trifolium pratense (red clover)
Lineage: Eukaryota; Viridiplantae; Streptophyta; Magnoliopsida; Fabales; Fabaceae
Exons: 2
Coding region: 1-2745 (914 amino acids)
Biological process (GO): DNA integration
Molecular function (GO): nucleic acid binding; RNA-DNA hybrid ribonuclease activity
Source: RefSeq, a predicted model, not a curated record